Messenger RNA from Corapipo altera (White-ruffed manakin), 2816 nucleotides. Its product is annotated as natterin-3-like. Lineage: Eukaryota; Metazoa; Chordata; Aves; Passeriformes; Pipridae. The transcript has 8 exons. The record is from RefSeq and is a predicted model, not a curated record. The coding region runs from base 1474 to 2583 and encodes 369 amino acids.
CCCACCCAUCAUCGCGGCUCUGCCGGGAACCGCCACCGAGACCCCCAAAAAAACACCUCCCGGGAACCCCCAAUAUCCCCCCAAGGGGCAUUUGCGGCUCAGCUUUAGAGUCCUCCAAACUCCAGACAUCCCCUCCCCCCAAAAACACAACAAACACAGAGACUGUCCAAGAUAUUGGGGAUGAGCUCCCUCCCCGCUCACCCGAGCGAUGCGGGGCGGGGGGGGCGAUGCUCCCGGGGGAGCUGCGGCCUCCCGGCCUCUCCUUCCGCCCUCGCUCACGCUGCUCCUCCCGCUGCUGCUGCGCCCCCGUCUCGCCCCUGCCUCCCCCUUCUCUUUUUCUCUCCGCUCCUGCGGCUCCGGCUCCUCCCAGACCCCACCUCCCUCUCCUCCUCCCUCCCUCCCUUCUCCCGCUCCCGCCCAUCCGCGGCCUGCGCGGCUCCUGCAGGCCUCGCCGGACCGGCCGCCAACUGGGGGAGCCCCGGGCCGGGCUCCGACCCCGCCACCGACAGGAUUUCUGAUUCCCAAACCUUGGCUGGAUGGAGGAGGAGGCUGUGAGGAAGAUGCCCCAGGACACCCAGGCAGCAGGUGCUGCCACUGGAGAGUGGAGCUGUGCCAGCGUGGAGAGGACUGAGACCCACCGUGCCACCUGCGUGAGUUGUAUCUUAUCCUUCCACCCUGACCAUAUUUCUGAGGGCCGAAAGGUGCGGCUGAACCAGGACCCUGCACGGCCUGGGACAUGGCUCAGCAUGAGCAGGGAAACCACACAUCCUGGCUGCAUUCCAGAGAACUAAAACUACUAACACCUCCCCCAGCUAAAGAGAUAACAUCGAAAAGCAGCAGAGACAGAGAAAAUAAAGGGCAGAAACUGCUUCUCCCCCCCCCAACUUGGCAGAAAGGUAGUUUUGGUGGUAUUUUUUCUCUGCUUCUAGAAGUAAUCUUAGCAUUUUCCAACCUUUUCUUAUUUUUUCCUCUUUCCUCUUUGCAUCUCUUAGCAAUUAAUAAAAUCAGUUUUGAUAUCAAUGGAUAACUUGUGUGGGUUUUAAUUUUGUUCAAGAGAAUAUUCAAAUCUGAAGUUCUUUCUGCAACAUUUAAGCAGAUUGUAACAAUACUAUAAAAGCCCAAAUUUUAAUGGAAGGAUCUUCUGAAUUAUCCCUUCUUGGAGUGCAGAGAUUCCUCCUCGGAGUGGGGACGCCCCUCAAGAUCACUCCUUUACCCACAAUUGUUGGUCUGGCCCCCUCUCCCAGGUCCUGGCUUGGCGAGCGGAGAGGCCACUAGAGCAGCUCCUGCCCAGAUCCUGCACCUUCCCACUCCAGACAGAUCUGUGCCCACACAAACAGACCCACCGCAGGUGCAGGCAGGUGACCCCAGGGCUCAAAUAUCACAAAAACAGCUCGAAAGGACUGAAAACAACCAGAAAAAAGGGAUUUACAUGGAAACUGGAUCAGAGAUUUUCCCACAGACUCCAGUGGAUCCAUGAUGCCACUGCUUCAGAUCUUCCUCCUCUUACUUGGCCUUGGAAUUCUGGGAAUUCUGGGAAUUCCAGUGGUGGAAGUGCCAGAAAGUAGGCUCCUGGAUGCCCUCAACACUCCCAUCCAAAAGCAAGACCAGGGCCCCCCUUCCCACCUCAAGUGGGAGCCCUUCCAAGGCCGUCUUCCCCCCGAUGCCGUCUCCAGCUGGAACCGCCAUACCAGGCGCCUGGAAUUCGUCUGUUCCACGAUGGAGCUCAGCUGCAAUUCCGGCUCCUACGAUCCCAUCAGGGGCCCCUAUUGCUACUUCCCAAACAGGGGACAGGAGAAGCACACUUCCAACUUCAACAUCUUGGUCAACUCCGGCGGCUUUGAGGCCUUGGAUUGGGUGGAUGAUUCCUUUGGCACCGUCCCAGAAAAUGCUGUGGAGAGUUGCCCAACGAUCGACGUCUUCGUGGGGCGGAGCCGGGACGGGCUGGGAAAGGUCUCCAAGGAGCACCGGGCGCUUUUCGUGGCACUGGGGGGGGAGGAGGUUUGGUACAAGUGGUAUCAAGUCUUAGUGGUCAAGACGGGUCUGUCCGACAUCUCCAUCGUGGAUGUCGCCUACAACCUGAGCACGGUACUGGAACAUUCUGAGGAUGUGGUCUUGGCCAAGGCUCCGGUGCAGAACGAAGGCUGUGGGGUAGCCCCAGGGUCCACCUUCUUGGAAGAGGCCACAGAGGCGGAGCACACGUGGCGCUCAAAUCACCCCGCGCUGGCCACCGUGCGCGGGACGCUGCAGGCGGCCCCGUUGGUCCUCACCGGGACGGGCUGGGCCGUGGCAAAUGUCACCUCCCUGCCGUGGGUGGGCGGGGCCAGCAUCGCUAAGUUCGUGUCCCACAGGCCCCACGAGGUGCGGGAGGAGGUGCCGGCGCGCUCGGAAUGCACCGCGGUGCUCCGGGGACGCCGGCUUGACCUCCAGGUGAUGUUCACUGCCCAGCUCCGCCGAGAAUUCCAUGAUGGAUUCCAGCACAGUGUGGGGGUCACUGGCUGGGCACAGACCCGAGUGGUCACUGGGGUCAGUGCCAGGAUUGAGCAGUGUCGAGAACUUGCCAGGGUCCUGCCGUGUCCAGCAUAGGGAGGGACCUAUGCUGGACUUUGGGCUGGAUCCCAAAAAUUCCUCCACAAAGAUUUUUCCUGGUGUUUUUCCCCUGAAUAAUCCCACAAAAUGCAAUAGCAGCAACUUGGAAUGCAGGGCAAUGCUUGGAUUUGGUGGGUUUUCCCAUAUUUUUGCUUUUUGUGGCACAACCUUUAUCCCUUUCUGAAACCACAUGGUAAAACUGUGCAAAAACAUGGCAUUUUCUGACUGAA